Molecule: messenger RNA, 894 nt
Organism: Triticum turgidum subsp. durum (durum wheat)
Lineage: Eukaryota; Viridiplantae; Streptophyta; Magnoliopsida; Poales; Poaceae
Source: the annotation of a GenBank genome assembly
AUGGAGGACUCCUGCAUGCUGGAGGAGGUGAAGGUGGUGGAGUGCUGCAUGGUGACGCCCAGCGAGGAGAUGCCCAGGCGCGGACUCUGGCUCUCCCCGCUCGACCUCAUGAUGGUCAACAGGGGCCACACAUCGAACGUCUACUUCUACCACUCCGCCUCCGGCGACGGCUUCUUCGACGUGGCCAGGCUGAAGGCCGCGAUGGCCAAGGCCCUGGUCCCCUUCUACCCCCUCGCGGGCCGUCUGGGCGUUGAUGGUGAUGGCCGGCCAGAGAUCGACUGCACUGGACAAGGUGCGCGCUUCGUGGUCGCUCGCUCGGAACUCGCCGCCGACGACUUCAGCGCCCGCCAGCCGUCGCCGGAGCUGAGGAGGCUCUUCGUCCCCGGGGACAUCGACGACGUCAUGCUCGCCGUCCAGGUGACCUUCUUCAAGUGUGGUGGGGUGGCCCUAGGCACGGCGCUGCACCACGUCGCCAUCGACGCCCUAAGCGCGGUCCACUUCAUCCAGACGUGGUCCGCCUUCUCCAGAGACGGGGCCAGCGACGGUGCUGGAGCAGCCGCGGCGGCGCUGGAGCUGCCAUGGCACGACCGCACCCUCCUCCGCGCACGCUCCCCGCCACGCGUCAUCAACCCCGACGCUCUCUCCGUGUUCUUGCCCCUCAAAAACGACCCAAACAUACCCCUGCCGGAACCGUCUGGAGCUGCCGUCAACGAGAUUUUUGUUCUUUCCAAAGACCACGUCGCCGCUCUGAAGCGUGCCUGCGGUGGCGCGAGCACGUUCUGCGCCCUCAGCGCCCACGUGUGGCGCUGCAUGUGCGCCGCUCGGCGGCUGCCGACGGACGCCGAGACGCGGCUCACCUUCCCGGCUAACUUCCGGCGCAGCCUGACUGCCUGA